UCCCUACCUAUACUCAACUACCCACGCAUAAAACUAACCAUUUGUUCUCCUUUCAUUUCAUCAAAAAGUAACCUCUUUCUUUCUUUCUGUCUGUCUGUCUCAUUUUCUGAUCAUUUGGUAAUCAAGAAAAUAUGUCUUCAAUCUUGAACUCUCAAGGCAUGGUCUUGGCUACAGCCAUGGCUGUUUCUGGUACUUUCAUUCUUCUCGCUCUUCGACUCCAAAAAUCUCCCUCGAAUUCCGAGUUUUCCAUCGACCCAAUUUCGGAUUCUCCUCGAUCUUGCCUCUCGACAGAAGGGAAGAAGAAGAAGGAGAAAAAGAAGAAGAGGGUUCAUUUUGCAGAAGAUGUGGUGGACCCUACUGGGAAUAGUGAUGAAUACAGAAGAUUACAUAGUAAUAAUUGUGCCAAAGUUAAUUUGGAUUCAAGUUCUAACACAAGUGGGAAACUUCGAGAAAUGCCAGCAAAUAGAGUGGCACUUUACAAUGGAAUUCUUAAAGAACGAGUGCUUCAAAGGGUGGCAUAUUCGUAUUGAUUCUUGUAUUUGAAUAUUCUACAUUUUGUAAACUUUUGAGUUCCUUUUUUUAUUUUUGUAUAAAAUUGUGGUUUCUUUCUUUU
Olea europaea var. sylvestris is the source of this 613-nucleotide messenger RNA. RefSeq lists its product as uncharacterized. Bases 132 to 530 code for a protein of 132 amino acids. The transcript has 2 exons. The record is from RefSeq and is a predicted model, not a curated record. Lineage: Eukaryota; Viridiplantae; Streptophyta; Magnoliopsida; Lamiales; Oleaceae.